This is a messenger RNA of Nothobranchius furzeri (turquoise killifish), 1422 nucleotides long. RefSeq names its product ARV1 homolog, fatty acid homeostasis modulator (gene arv1). Gene Ontology annotation, biological process: intracellular sterol transport; sphingolipid metabolic process; sterol metabolic process. NCBI's taxonomy places the organism in Eukaryota, Metazoa, Chordata, Actinopteri, Cyprinodontiformes, Nothobranchiidae. Gene Ontology annotation, cellular component: cortical endoplasmic reticulum; Golgi apparatus. The record is from RefSeq and is a predicted model, not a curated record.
AUUUCGACUCUUUUCCGGUUUAAAUGUUUUGAACGCUAGCAUGCUUUUAGAUGUUGCUUAGUUGCUGUAGAUGGAUGAAAAAAUGGAGAAAAAAACUUUUAGGUGUGUUGAAUGUAACGAAGUAGCAACAGAGCUCCAUAGAGAUUACAGAAAUGGGAUCCUGAAGAUAACAAUAUGCGAUUCCUGUCAUAAACCAGUGGAUAAAUAUAUCGAAUAUGACCCCGUGAUUAUUCUCAUUGACGCAAUUUUGUGCAAAACACAGGCUUUUGGGCACAUCUUGUUCAACACAAGCUUAAAUAUCCACUGGAAGUUGUGUGUGUUCUGCUUGCUGUGUGAGGCCUACCUCAGGUGGUCUGAGCUCCACAGCUCUGAGCAGAGCAGCGAUCCUGCCGAUUUGAUCCGAUACACCAAGGAGUGGGAGUUUUACGGCAUGUUUGGACUGGCCGCUCUUGAGCUUUCUGCGUUCUGCGGCGGCGUGCUCCUGUUCCUUUGGGUGUGGGUCGCUCGUCUGCAGGGUGGGACGGUAGAGGCCAGCCUGCUCCUCAGAGCUCUGCUGCUGUCCUGCUACGGAAAAGUUCUCCUGAUCCCCGUCGUCAUCUGGGAGCACGACUACUCUCUGCUCUGUCUGAGCCUCAUCAAACUGUUUGUGCUCACGUCAAACUCACAGGCAGUUAGAGUGAUCCUGAACUGCAGUCGGCGCCUGUCGCUGGUGGCUGUCUGUUUAGGCCUGCUGUCAGAAAGUGUGACGGCUCAAGCCUGUAAGAGACUUCCAUGGAGCUUCCAGGACACGUGGAUGUUUUAACGAUCGACACAUUUAGACUGAAAUAUCUACUGAUUCUGUCAAAGAAGCUAAUCUGCACGUAGAGUUUCUACACUUUUGUGCUUUUAAUUUGAAAAUAAAUAGGGAUGAACAUUUUAAAGGAAUGUUUUGAUAAACUUAGGAGGCCAAGCUCUGAGGAUUCUCAGAACAUUUUUAGGAUCUCUUUGAUCCAGGUUGCUGUUUAACAUGCUCCAGUUCCUGAUCCACUCUCCAGGAAUGACAGUGACAGACCCUGAGGUUGUACUUUGACAAUAACCGCUUCUCUGUCUGGGCAGGAACCAGGCAGCUCCCUGCACAUUCUUUAGAUUAGCAGUGAGAUCCAUACCUAGACUGACUCAUGUUAUGUAUGUAAACAUCAGGAGACUUUUGGGAAUGUUCACUCUAAUGGUUUUAUGUUUUACUGGGAUCACAGCAGCAUUAUACUAAUGCAGCUAAUGGAGACUGUUUACUACUUAAAUCUAAUUUGACAAUAAAAACUGAUAGUUUUGAAUUUCCACUUCACUUUCUAAUCCAGCCACUCUUGGAUCCACGGCUGGUUCAUAGAGAUUGUUCCGCUUGCUCGGCUGAUUCGGUCAAUGUUAAUAAAACAGCUCUUUGUUUAA